AUGGCAUCGCCUGCCUUCACCAAUCUUGGUGACGAGCAAGGGGAAGCAAAAGAGCAGAUGUUCAGCUUAUAUUUCGGUCCAGAACUCUAUAGUCUGAUUCAACGGAGUAUGUUACCGGGCAUGCAAGGAUCAGCAACAAGUGGUGGAAAUGUCCCACAGACGGAUGCUGAGAAGGCGCAAUGGGCGCAGUCUCAGCAGGAUGAGGUCUUGCGGCAACACGCGCGCGAGGAGGCACGUCGAGUAAUGGCAGAGGAAGCCCGCCGUUACUAUGCAGAGCGUGUAGAAGGUGCAGCCAGUACAUCCGGUUCUUCGACGAAAGGUUCUACGACGGCCGGUUCACCAACUUCCUCAUCUCACUCGUUAGAUGGGGUCCCUUUGGCGUCUCAGGCAUCGCGAGCCAUUGACUUAGCAGUGCUUCGGCUGCUAGCGGGAAUGCAUGAGAAGGUGUCUCGGCUGGUUACAACAGUCUUGGGCGCUUUGUGGCCCAUCUUUGUUCGACUUGUUAAGAUUGAGGAUGGCGUCAGUGCCAAGGUUAAGGCCCGAACAGGCAACCAACAACCCAAGAACCCGCAGAAUGGCGGUGGCCAGCAAGCGGGUAGUGGCGGCAACCAAGGAGGCCGUAAUGAGAAAGGAGGAGGUGGUCAACAACAACUGUCUAUUUCCCAGAAGCAGCAGUUGCAAGCGCAGCUGAAUUACAUAAUCAAGAAGGCCCGGCUUGAUCGCAAGAAGAACUCGGAUGGCGACCGCCAUGGUAAUCGGCGUUCGACGUCUAGAUCGAGGUCGCCUCGUGAGCGAACCCCUGAACGGUAUCAUCGCAAGGAUAAGGAUGGGCGUUAUGCUAUUACGGAGAAAACCCCUAAAACCCAUGGAGAGGAUGAUUCGCGUCGGGGGCGUGCGCACUCGCGGUCUAGUAAGGACCAUAAGGGUUCAAGAGACAGCUCACGUCCCCAUAGUCGUGAACGGGGGCGUGGUAAGAGUAGAGGAAGUCGUAGUAGCAGACAGGCGUAUUCCGAGUCAUCAGAGUCGGAAGGUGGUAUGUAUUGUACAGUUACUCACGGUACGGACCAUACGGCAGAGGAUUGUCCAAAGUAUGGAGGUUCAGCGGGCGCAGCUUCACAGAAGAAGUCGCGUUGUAAGUGA
This is a messenger RNA of Sphaeroforma arctica JP610, 1140 nucleotides long. RefSeq lists its product as hypothetical. The record is from RefSeq and is a predicted model, not a curated record. The transcript has 4 exons. The coding region runs from base 1 to 1140 and encodes 379 amino acids. Lineage: Eukaryota; Ichthyosporea; Ichthyophonida.